Messenger RNA from Orcinus orca (killer whale), 16344 nucleotides. RefSeq names its product ATP binding cassette subfamily A member 13 (gene ABCA13). Gene Ontology annotation, molecular function: ATP binding; ATP hydrolysis activity; lipid carrier activity. Gene Ontology annotation, cellular component: intracellular membrane-bounded organelle; membrane. Gene Ontology annotation, biological process: transmembrane transport; lipid transport. NCBI's taxonomy places the organism in Eukaryota, Metazoa, Chordata, Mammalia, Artiodactyla, Delphinidae. The record is from RefSeq and is a predicted model, not a curated record.
AUGAAGGUCCUCUCCCUGGGUGAAUUCUUCUGGCCGUGUAUUCUGUUUAUGAUUCUGAUAGUACUUCGUUUUCAAGAACCUCCCAGACAUAGAGACAAUUGUUAUUUGCAACCCCGGGAUCUGCCCAGCCGGGGCGUUUUCCCCUUUGUCCAAGGCCUUCUUUGCAACACCGGGUCUAGGUGCAGGAACACAAGCUAUGAAUGGGCCACAGAGCAGCAUUUUUGCAUCCUGUUCGCGGCUGAGACACGAUCUAGUCACUCACCUGGACCAGGCUCCCAACUGCAGCAGCCUUCUCACAAGAAGGCUGACAACCCGGCCUUCUUAAAAGAGGUAUAGGACCUCGCCCAGGAAGUUUAUGAAAUGAUGGACAAGGCGAGAAAGUUACAAAAACUUUGGGUAGAAAGAUCCAAGACUCCAGAUUCUUCUUAUGGUUCCAGUUUUUUAACAGGACUCAGGGUGGCACUGACAGCCCCGGGAGUGGGGAGUGCGGACCUUUCCUUCUCAGCUCUGGAACAUUUAGACUGGCUGCCAGUCAGCCACACCUUUUCCAGGGUCUCUGCAAUGGUGCUGCGUGUGGCCAUUUCGACGCUGGUAUUUCUGCAGGAGAACGGAGCAGCGGCCAUGGAGUCAGGAUACAGCCUGUCCUUGAAGGAGCUGGUGUGGGACCCACAGAAGGUUCAGGCUGACCUGAAAUCCCUAUUCGGUUUUGAUGACCUUCACGCAGAACGAAUCCUGAAUUAUUCCGCUAUUCCCACAGACAGUUCACUGGGGCGGAUGCUGUGUUCAGCCUUGUCCGGCUGCCACGAGAAUGAAGAGGAACGGGGUGGGGGGGGGUCACCCUGCAGACUGCGACCCCAGGUGGUAGCGGCCAGAAACUACCUGCUCUGCGCCACCAGCCAGCUGCACCUCUGCAAACAGGUGUUUGACCAGUGGCAGAAGGGCAGCCUCUUCCAGAGGAUCCUGGCAGGGACUGGACACAGGCUGGAGGCUCUGGGGACUCAGUCUGGGGAAGGGAGCCAGGCCUGGACGGUGGCGGGAGCUUUGCAGGCUGCCCUUCUCCUCCUGAACGACAGUGUGGCAGUCGACGGCCCCCAAGGCAGCCACACACCUACCAGGAUAUUACUGCACCUGCAGAAACUGCAGCGCGUCCUUUGGGAGCUGCCCCCGUGGCCGGCCCUGAUGAGACUGCUCCAGCUCGACGGGGCUCUCAGGAGUGUGGUGGCCCAGAAUCUACACCUUGUCUGAGAAAUCCUCAUUCGCCUGGAGACAUCUUCUAAGGACUCUCGACCCGCUGGGCCUGGCCAGUCGAAACUGGAAAAGGACGUGCUUUUUGGGGAGCUAAAGCAGCUGCGGAUGAAGAAGAACGCCACUGGUCUGUACCUGAACGGACGCUUGUCCCAGACGGAAGCUCCCCUGCCUCCCGGGACUGCUGGCGUCCGGGGCGUCCCCAAGGGGCUGGGCUGUGGUCACCACUCCUCCAGUGAGGCCAGCACUUUACAUAAGCUGCUUGAGUCACUGGAGGAUGUGGGUCAUCAUUUGCAAGAGGUCAUUACUGGGCCCACAAAUAUGCCAGUUUCAACACGGGAAGACACCCCGGACUGGCAGGACCUGGGGACACGGCUGUUGGAAGUGAGCCUGCCCUGCACUCAGCUUCUGUGGCUGCCGGGAGCCAGGGUCUCCCCCCACGACUGUACGGACUGUUUUGUUUUUGAUUGCAGGGUAUUUCAUACACUUGAGAAAGCCCCGUUCCGCAAACAGACAUACCCCUGGAAAGCCUUCAUGGGGUUCAUACGGAAGACUUGCCAGGUGGCUUGAUAUGUGAAUAAGCAGGAAAGUUUCCAGAACAGUCUUCUUGCUUUCUCUGAGGAAUCUCCUUGUUAUGAAGAAAACAUGGAUUGGAAAAUCAUUGGUGAUAAUUAUUUCACAUUUUUGAAUAACUUGAUCAAGACUCCAAUAGCUUCCAUAUCUAGGGUCUUACAUUUUACAAAGGCACUUCUAAUGAUGGAAAAGAAGUUGCAGACCCUUGAGGAUGAGCAAAUGAACUUCCUUUUGUCUCUUACGGGAUUUUGGGAGAAAUUAUUAUUGCCCAAUCCUUUAGGCUCAUCCAGUAUUCCCAAAUUCCAUGACCUCUCACCUCUCCCUGAGACGAUUCUAAAUGCAAGUCAUUUGUGGAUAAAUCAUUUAGCGAGUUUAGAGAGAGACACACCUGGUAUUGAUACUCAGAAACUUCUGGAAUUCGGCAAAGAAAUGAUUGAAAAGGUACAAGCUCUUGAAAGUCUCUGGAUAAGGAAGGAAUCAAGAAAUAUCUUGAGAUUUAUGGAACUAAUACUUUUUGGAAUGAAUCCCAAGAUCCUGGCAUUGUAGACGCAUAGCGUUUCAAAAGGAGAAAGAGCUAAACUGGGAAUCUUGUCUACACUUGUAAAUUUUUCUGAUCCAUAAAAUGAGAGGAUUCAUAGUAAAAGCUUUAACUUUUCCCAGUUGUUCCAUUCAGAUUGGCCUCAGUCGCCAGCCAGGAAAAUGGAUUUUGUUCAUUUAAGUGAAGUGAUAAUAAAUAAUCUCUAUGGAUUAGGAUUUCUGAAGCAGAAACAAAUCACAGAAGCUGUAGGCACAGUCUAUGCUAUGAGGAAUACAUCCGACCUUUUCUCAGCCCUUUCUGAACCUCAAAAACAAGACAUUGAUAAAAUUUUGACUCAUGUCUAUCUAAAUGUCUUCCAGGUCAAAGAUUCAGCUUUACUUCUCUAGAUAUACUCUUCAUUUUACCAAUAUAUUUAUAAAUUCUUGAGCAUUCAGAGGAGAGGGUCUUUGCUGUCUUUCCUUACACAAAUCUCAAAACACAUUUUAGAUAUCAUAGAGCAAUAUUUCCAAAACAUCACCCCAGCAUUUGCAUUUUUAUAUGAGACAACAGGGUUUCUUAGGGGAAUUUCCGAAGUAUCUUACUGUCAACAGUUGCUUUCAAUUUUUAACUUUUUGGAGCUUCAAGUCCAAUCCCUGUUGUCUACAGAGGGCCCCGCAGUGGAAGUGAUCCACGCUACUUUUUCUUUAUUUCAGUAUGUGAGCCAGCUCAUCAAUGGCUCAGCAGAAGCCCUGCUGGGUAGUGAACGCUUUGUUCUGGAUAAUAAAAGCGUUUCUUCCAUGAAUUAUUCAAUAGAUGAGGGGUCUUCAUCUAUUCUCCCGUGGGCACAAAUCCUUUCAAACCUCUCAGCAAACGGCAGUGAGUUCCAUGAAUUUAUGGCCGUUCACUGUACCAUUUCAUGGCUGCAAAUGUGGGCCCAAAUCUGUGGACGCCUGGCUCAAAUAUUUCAGCUGGACACGAAUGUUUUCACUCCUCUUCGUGUUGGUCUCACUCAGAUUUUGGCUGCACUGGAAAGUGAUGUGAAAAUUCCCCAAAGCUGCCAGGGAAUAUUUCCAGAUGUGGAAAACAAAAUGAACUCUACUUUGAAGCUUGUUACUUGGAUGUUGAAUAUAAUGAUGGGACCUUAUUGUUCAUGGAAUAUGUCAAAAAUAAAUUGUGUGAACGUUUACUUAAAAAAUGUGUCUGACUUUCUAAACGUUAUACUUAAUGCAGUCUUUGAAAAAGAAAAGGUACCAAAAUCUGAGAUUUUAUUAACUCUUUUAAAUGAUUCCACAAACCAAGUAAGGAUGAUUAUCAACAACUUAACAAGGGACGUUGAUUCUGCGCCUCAAUCCAACUGGAAACAUUUUACUGAAUUAAUUCUAAAACCCAUAGAAAUGUCAGAUGAAAUGCCUCGUCAGUUUCAAAGUAUUUGGCUGCAUGUAGUAGCUCUGGGGAAGGAAAUUCAAAAACUUGUGAAAGAUAUUUCCCCUAACAUCCUGGAAAAGAACACUUCUUCUAAAACAGAAAAAAAAUUAAACAUAUUUGCUACCAGUCCAAAGGAAAAUAGUAUACACAGCUUAGGCUGUUCAUUUUAUCAGUUAGCUAGUUACCUUGCCUUCAAUUUAUCUCAUGAUCUCCAAAAUUCACCCCAGAUAAUUUCUCAUGGAUUAAUGAAAGGUGGUCUCAAUAUUGAAUUCAUGAGGGAGGCGUUCAACGCCCUGAUGCCCUCAGUUUAUCACGAUAUUCCACAAGAGCCAGGUACUAUUCAAGUUUUAAAGAAGGUAACUUCCCUGCUGUGCACGGUCAAGAAAACAGACAUACACCUGCUAGCAGACCAGCUGGAACAGAUAAGUGAAAGCCUGAUGGAUUUCUUUAAGAAUGUCAGUAGGUUAGGUACUGGCAGUUUGGGGGUCAGCUUCUUUGUUGACUUGAUGGAAAAACUUGUCGACAGCUCACGUUCUUGGAGUGUUAACCACCUACUGAGGUUCUCACGCCUGCUUCCUAAAGAGGACGCCGAUGCCUCCAUCGACGUGUACUAUGUGCUCCCUCGUGCCAUGAGGCUCCUGCAGGGCGUGGGUGACAAAAACAUCAUGGAGGCCCUCAAGGACGUCUGUAACUUCAUGCUCCUGCAUGGCAUAAGCCUUUCAGACGUCACCAAGGAAGACUUCACUAUUGUGAUUAAAACUCUUUUGGACACAAUUGAAUUAAUAUCAGAUCAACCAGGCAUCCUUUCAGAGGCUUUAACUUGUCUUCCUGUGUUUUGGUGCUGGAAUCACACAACUUCUAGAUUUCAGCAGAAUCCAAGGUCAGGAGCCUGUGAUGCCCACAAGCUCACGUCUCCUUCCUUUUACAGCAAAGUGGCCAGUAUCCUUGACCACCUCCACCUGUCUUCCCCAGGUGAAGACUCACAAUGUUGGAAUGAAAGCUCACAGGUGGAAAUAACUAGGAAAGUAGCCUGUGUAAUUCAUGAAUUAAUGGAUUGGAAUUCCAUUCUUCUAGAGCUGUCCAAAGUCUUCCAUGUUAAAACUUUGCUUUUGAAAACUGUGCAAGAAUUUUGUCAUAAGGUGUUACCAUUUGUCCCAUUUUCUGGAAAUUAGAAUAGCAGCAUCUCUGAACUUUGUCCCAGCUGUUCCAUAAAAGCAGAUUGCUUUGCAAAUCAUAGAAAAAUUUUUAAAAAAGGCAACUUUACAAAAGCCACAUCAGAUGAAAACCUCCUUGAUAAACUAGCUAGUUUAAACAAGAUCCUUAAUGAUGAAGGAACAGAAUCAUCUGUUAGAAAUAUUUCCUUACAUUUGGAAAGGAUAAUAAACUUGCUUUCUAGGGAUGAGAGCCUAGAAAAUAGUGCUAAUUCUGUAGUCUCUCUAUUCAUGACAUUUCUGAGAAAUGGUGGUAGUUUAGAAGCAUUAUCACGUUUUAUUAAAAAAAGUGAAACAACUUACAACUUUGAAGAACUAUGGCUUGAGUUUGAACAAAUCAUGAAAUAUCUAACCCAUAACUUUAGUAUCAGAUCCCUGUUUUCUGAAAUUAACAAAGAAAUACAAAUUACUAAUUCAGUGGCUCUUCAAAACCUAACUUUGCCACUUGCCCAUUUUUCCGAAAGCCUGGAUUCAUCAUCCUUGAAGACAUUAGAAAUCAUUGAAGAUUUUUUAUUGAUCAUAAAAAACUGGUUUCAUAAAUAUGCAAAUGAAGAUUACUCCAAAAUGAUACAAACAUUAUUUCUUCUUACAGCUAACAAGAGUUCAACUGAUGAUAUAGCUUUGUUGACUAAAGAUAUUGCUACCAUUUUGGGUAAUCUCUAAAAUGUUUCUAGAGAAGAUAAUUUUGAUGUUGCCCUACUUCUUCGUCUGCUAAACCAAGAACAGCUAAUUAAUUUCUCAGUUGUUCAGCUGCUUUUUGAAAGCUUCCUAAUUAAUUCAGUCAACAACUUAGCUGAGAGUGCUCAAGAAGCAGCCUUGAAUUUAAGUGAUACCAACCUUCAAAUAAUGAAUUUCAUUAACCUUGCCUUGAACCAUACACAGUCAGAAAAUGGUGAGAGAAUCAUUCUCCCUCCAAGAAGCAUAGUGGAUUUCUUGGAACAGCUUUUGGAAACAUUCUUCCCCUUUUUACUAAAGGAAAAUUCUGGGGACAAAAUAUCUCUUCUGCUGAAAGACUUCCACAAAGAUGUCAUUGCAGAGAUGAGUUUUGUCCCAAAGGAUAAAAUUCUAGACAAUUUGAAACGGGAUCAUUUUCUUAUCUCCAUGAAAGAGGACAGAUUGGUGAACAUUUUUUCAUCUUUAAAGGAAGCUGUGUAUCACCUAAUCAAAAGCUCAUUUAUGUUAGACAGUGGAGAAUUUUAUUUUGAUAAUCCUCGAGUACUGCAGUUAAUGGGAGAUUUAUUCCACACUCUUCUAAGGGAAACCUCAAUAAAAAAUGAGACUGAAAAUAAUCUGGAGUUUCUUACAGUGGUGAAUCACUUGCUUUCCCAUAUGAACAGUUCUGAGGACCUUUUCAAACUCAAUCAAGAUCUCAGGUCUGCUGUUCACCUCGUGAGAGAAACGUCAAUAGAGAUAGCACGUCUCAUGGACACUCUUUUAAACUCUCUUAUUAAGGACUUACGUGCCCUGUACCCUGCCCUCCAAGAAGUUAUGCUCACUAAUCUAACCGAUUUUCUUUCCUUUAUAAAUAGUUCAUUCCCCCCCACCCCAAGAAACAGAGCAACGUUAGAAAUUACCAAGUGCUUACUUGGUGUUAUAUCAAGGGCAAGAGUGGGUGGAGAGAGUCGUGCCCUGGACCCCCUCUUGACCAUGCUGGUGGACGAUGGAGCCGAAAUGAGAGGUCUCACCACCUCCGUCACCUCCACCGUGGACCUUCUUAAGCUGGCCGAGAAAACUUCAAGAGAGGUGGCUGCCAUGUUUGAAAUGCCUUUUGUCUUCACAGCCAACAACACCAUGAUAUUCUUGGACACCAACGACACCAUGAAAUUCUUGGACACCCUUUAUUCCAUUUUUCAACAAAGUGUUCGAGACGUUGCCAAUGAAAUGAUUACUUUGUAAAAAGCAGAUCAUUUAAUAUUUGAAAAUAUAGAUGACUUGUUGACGCCAUUUCUUGACUUGGCCUUUGGGAUGAUUGGAAUCAAACCAGCUGUUUCCCAAGACUCUGAUAUUUUCAAUAUGUCAUCUAGCAUAUUCACAUAUCUGAACCAGUCCAAAGAUAUUUAUGAUAUUAGGGAAGAAAUAGCUGAAUUUUUAACUUCUGUGAAAAUCAAUUUGGGAGACAUGGAACGUCUUGUGGCAGCAUUUAAUAAUGGGACCCAAAUAUUUUCUGUGGAUUCUGUCAACUUAUGGGAAGAAAUCCUGGAUUGCUUAGUUCCUAUAAACAACAUCAUCAAUCACAAAGACUUUUUAUAUUCUAAUCCAAUUUCCACUCAUAAUUUGCCUCAAGAUACAAAAGGGGAAAGAACUCAUGAAGUGAUCCUGUUUUUGCAUGAAAUACCACCAUGAAACAGCAUGGAACUAGGGAAUUACUUGAGAAAGGUGAUCGACCUCACCUCAGAAGCGCUUUGGCAUAAGUUAGGGAAGGACAACAAGGAUGUUCUUAGUCUGUUGCUGACAUUGGCUCCACAUCCAAAUGACCUUUUGAAAACCAUAACAGCAGUUGGAAAGGCCUCCAGUGGGUUGAAAAGUGACAACAGAGGUGAUUUGAGUAAAGCUUUGCUUUUCAGCACUUCUUUGAUUCAGGACGUGACUCACCAACAACUCAGAGAAGCAGUCCAGAGCGUGCUAAGUAGACUAGCUCUCGUGAGUCAAGAGCUUCUCCUCAACAGCUCUCAGAAGACACACUCCUUGAACACUUUGUUUCAGCACAUUUUUGAAAUUUUUAUUAAUGCAACCCCUGGAGAGAAUAGCAGAUCAAGAAAAGAUGAGAAGACCAAGGAAGAGCUGGUUGACUUUCCUGACAUCCUCAAACCUGCCGCGGAAGCGAGUCGGGCUUUCCCGCAGCCUCGGAGCCCCCAGGACCUCGAGGUGAUUCUGUGGAGAGUGGAGAUGCUGGUCCAGCGUGUGCUCGUCCUUCUUGCAGACUGGGCCAGCAGUGCUGGAGUGACUCUGCCCAUGCACGUGUGUUGCUGCCUUUUCACGCCUGGUCUCCUGAAUGAGGCUGCAGAGAACCCUCUCCUUGCUGUCGGGCCUGAGGUCCUUGACAGCAGGGGCAGCAGGAGUGCUGCGGAGACGGGUGUGAGCGCAGAGGAGGACAUGGGUAACGCCCAGGAUGUGGGCCUGCUCAUCACAGGCCUGUCCCUCUGCCCCCGCCCCACCCCGCCGCCAGUUCGCUGCCGCCCGGAACCACGAGCUCUCCCUAAAGGAGGCGGCUGGCCAUGGGGUGCCUCCCGCAACCAGGCUGCCCCCACGCCAGCCCCGCCCCGCCCCCCCCUGCCCCGGCGCUCGGCCCCGCCCCGGCGCUCGGCCGCGCCCCAGCGCCCAGCUUCCAGCAGCGCGGGGCCCGCUGGGACCGCGAACCCCAAGACGCGUGCGCAGACGCAGCGUGUUGGAACCGGCUGGACCAGGGCUGACACGGGCCUGCGGGCGCCCAGCACGCAGCUUUGCACGUGCUUUCCUCAGGGCUGCACCCCAGCCGAGGGGAGGCCUGGAGACUUCCAGGCUGCCCUGCAGACCUUCAAGGAGCUGGAAAAGAUAGGGACCUCUCCCCAACAGCUGAGUUGUGAAGGUCUUAUCAGGAAUCUGUCCAGUGCCUUGGAAAGCUUCAGGAGCAGCUUGGAAGAUGCCAGCGAGCAGGGCUGUGAAUGCCAGCCCGGACCGGCCUCCAUGCUGCACACGCAUACAUAUGUGUUGGCCCAAAGCCUCAAGAAGACUUUGUUGUCUGGGAAUCCCAUUAUGACUUUUCUUCGCAAUUUCACAGUAACUGGGGACGUAAAAGUAAAAGAGUUGGUGCAGAACACCACCAAGUUAACUGAAGAGCUUCGAUCUUCUCUCCACAUCUCAGAUGAAACUAUCAGCAGCAUUUGAGAAGCAAACGUUUCCCACUCAGAGCUACAGUUUGUUCUCUCCAGUGCCCCGACGGUGGCUUUGUCUCGAAGGCGCGAUGGGGACGUUCUUUGUCUGCUGCUCAAGUUCCCUGAGGAUGGAAAGUCUGGGUCUGCAGCGAGGGAGCUGUGCCGCCUGCCCGGGGCCCAAGUGUUUUCCCUGAUUGUGCUGAUGGGUCGGAACCUGGACCUGCGGAAUUUCGUAUACAAAACUCUGCUCCCUGCGGAAGCCAGCGGCCCGCUCAGCUCCCUGCUGGACGUCGGGUCCAGCCUCGGCCACCUGCUCCCCGGAGCCGGCCGCGUCCUCGAACACCUUCCCGGAUUCCUCCGAUAACUUGAGAUCGCUGCUUUGCUGGACACGCCCGACUUCCCACAGGUGGGCAAAAAUGUGUAUUCUGUUGCAUCAGCCUUUGGUCCUUUCCAGUCUGUGAUGAAGGUGGUUUGCAAGGACCAAGCCUCUUUCUUUAGGAACUCUGACAUCUUUCUUCACUUGCCUAGAGUUAAUGAAUUCUUAGGAGACGACAAGGAAAAAUUCAACAUUCCUGAAGAUUCAAUGCACCUGAAGCCCCAGCCUUUUUGGGACCCCUGGGUAGCCAGUAACAGUGAGAGCACCCUUUGCUUGAAGCUUUAUCAGGAAAUACUACAGUCUCCAAAUGGUGCUUUGGUGUGGUCCUUCCUAAAACCUGUAUUACAUGGAAGAAUACUGUACACACCAAACACUCCAGAGAUUAAUAAGGUCAUUAGAAAGGCAAAUCGUACUUUUGAUUUUGUGGACAAGCUGAAGACUUUAUCUGAAACACUGCUGAGCUUGUCCAGUGUUUUUCAGAGCAGCAGAAAUGGUCAGAUGCUCCGUCAACUGCAGGAAGCCCUGAAAAACAAAUUUAUAAGAAGUUUUGUAGAAAGCCAGCUGCACAUUGAUGUAGACAAAUGGACGGAAAAGCUCCAGACACUCGGAGGGAAGCUGGGCCAGAUGCUGAACCACCUGGGCGCUGGACGCCUCCGCUCCCUGGGCCGCAUCCUGGCCAACCUGACCUUCUGUGUCCUACUGACCCUCUUCCAGGGUCUGACCUCCGCCACCUCCCUGGAGGCGACCUCACAGACCCUCAUGCGGAAGAACAGCUUCUUGGCCAGUAUCAUUUUUAACAGUUCCUCAGCAGGUAAGAACCUCAGCUCAGAAUCUCUCCAGCUGCCACCCCAGGUUACGUACAGCAUCCGGACCAGCAUUUUGUACAGCUUGAGGACGGAUCUGGUGAAAAACCCUUUCUGGAAGUUCCACCCUCAGAGCCUCCCAGCCGAUGGGUUCAAGUAUAACUACAUCUUUGUCCCGUUGCAAGACAUGAUCGAAAGAGCUAUCAUCUCAGUGCAGACAGAUGGGCAGGAGGCCCUGAACCCGGCCAUGCAGGUGCAGGCCAUCCCGUACCCGUGUCACACCAGCCACCUGUUCUUGAACAGCGUCAGCUCCUUCUUCCCGCUGAUAGCGAUGCUCACGUGGAUGGUGUCCGUGGCCAGCGUGGUCUGCAGGCUGCUUUACGAGUGGGAGAUCCAGCUGGAGGAGUAUGUGAAGAUGAUAGGCCUGCCCCCCGCCGUCCACUUGCUGGCCCGGCUCCCGGAGCACGGGGCCAAGCUGACGGUGAGCCGCGCCGCCCUGGCCCUCAUCCUCGGGGUCAGCGGCGUCUUCACCUCCAGCAGCACCUGGAUGGUCCUCUUCCUCCUGGACUCCGGGGUGUCGGUGGUCACACUGAGCUACCUCCUGAGCGCAUCCUUCGGCCGGGCGAGCUCGGCUGCCCUGUGCAGCAGCCUGCCCUGCGCGGCCAGCUUCCUGCCCUACAUCGUGCCGGCCUGCAGGCCUCCCUCGUCAGUGUGUUGUUUUGUGAAACUGCAGAGCAAGGCUGCCGUGUACCCCGCAGCACGUUUCAGUGCAUCACUGUCAGUUUUUCUCUUCUCCCCCUCCAUCUGCAAGCAGUACCUCCUCUCCACAGCUGCCUUCGGACAAGGAGUACUUUUGGUUACAUUCCUGGAAGGGCAAGAGGCAGGGAUUCAGUGGGGUAAUAGGUACCAGUCUCUGGAACUAGUGGGCAUGACACUUGGCUGGGUUUGCUGGAUGAUUCUCUUUGAUUCAGGCCUUUACUUCUCAUGUGGAUGGUACUUGAACAACUUGAUUCCUGGGAGCUGUGGAUGCUUGAGGAAAAGGUGGUACUUCUAUUCCAUAUAUGGUGGUGGUGAAAAGGCAGAUCACGGGGGUUCUCACCUGUUCUUCUUCAGUGGGGACGUGGACAGUCAAGGCUCAUCCCUGCAAAAUGGGGAAGGAGAGCUGGAAGGAGGCCCCCCAGGUGUUGUCCUGCUUUCUGUGACCAAGGAGCAUGAUCACCACCAGGUGGAGGUCCGGGACCUGACCCUGACCUUCCACAGGUACCAGAUCACUGCCCUGCUGGGGGCCAACGGUGCUGGGAAGACCAUGUACAUCUUUGCUGAGGGGGCUCUACCCCCCCUGCCAUCCGGAGCCAUUGCAGUCAAUGGCAGGAACCUGCAGACGGAGGCACCCUCGGUCAGGGCAGAGCUGGGCACGUGUCCGCAGCGCCACGUCCUGUUUGCCCCCCUCACGGUGCUCGACCACCUGCUGCUAUUCCCCUCCCUGAAGGCACCACGGACCCAUCAAGAGCUGCAUGGGCAUGUCCGUAGAACUCUCCAGGACGUGGGGCUGGCACAGUACCAGCCCCAACACGCCCGCGCCCUCUCAGGGGGCGCGUGGAGGAAGCUGUCCCUCGGCAUCGCCUUCCUCCAGGCGUCGAGGACCGUGGUCCUCGACGAGCCCACCAGCACGGUGGACCCGUGUUCCUGCCGUGGCGUCUGGGACGUGCUCCUCGAAUACCAAGAAAGCCGGACUGUCAUCUUCACCACCCACCACGUGGACUAGGCCGAGGUGCCGAGUGACCGCGUGGCAGUGCUGCAGCAGGGGUGGCUCCAGUGCCGCGGCACCCUCUCCAGCCUGACCCAGGCCCACGGGCAGGGCAAGGAGCCUUCUGUUCUGGAGGGGGACCUGAAGGACACAGCUUGUGCCAUGUCUCCGAUGCAGACCUACAUCCCACAGGCAUCCCUCCGAGGCAGCAGCUGGGGCGAGCUGAGCUACACGAUCCCUGAGGAUGCAGACAAAGCCUGCUUCACAGGGCUUUUCCAGGCCCUGGACCAGAACCUUCACCACCUGUACCUGACGGGCUGUGGGAUCUCAGACACCAGCUUAGAAGAGGUCCUCUUGAAUGGAAACAGUGAGGCGUCUGUCUUGGCGGUGAAACAGCUCCUGAGCCAGAGGCCACGGCACGCCUGCUGGGCCCCCCUGGUGCGGGGCGGCGCCCUGCUCUGGGCACAGACGGCCGCCCUCCUGCUGAAGCGGCUCCGCCACUCAGGUCGGGCCUGGAAGGGCACCGCCUCCAACCUGCUGCUGCCCGUGCUCUUCGUGGCCUUGGUGAUGGGCUUGCUCAUGGUGAGGCCUUCGGCCGUCGGCUGCCCUCCCCUCAAACUGACACCUGGCCAUUACGACAUGGCCAAAACCUACUUUUUCAGCAGUGAGAACGGUGACGUGGAGCUUGGCCGCGUGCUUUUGCGGAAGUUUGGGGAUCAGGACCUGCUCUGUGCUGACUUACAGUCAGACCUGGGGAAUUCUUCCUGCUGGUGCAUGGACCCCUUCUCUCACCCAGAAGUCCAGGAGUCCUGCGGCUGCCUGAAGUGCCCCAGUGGGAGCACCAGGGCUCCCUACCUGACCAUCCGCCUGGGCCACAGGCUGCUCAACCUCUCCGGCCUCCCCCUGGAGGAGUAUUUGCUGGCGCUGGAGGAAAAACCAAGGCUUGGAGGAUGGUCUUUUGGAGUGAGAAUCCCUGAUUAAGUUCAAGACGCACAUUCAAAUAUAUCAAAACCCAGAACUUUGGCAAAGGGCCAUUAAGUUCUCUUUCUUUUUUGGGUGUGGUACAAUCAGAAGGGCUUUCAUUCCCUGCCAUCCUACCUAGGUCAUCUCAACAACCUUAUUCUGUGGAGGCUCUUCCCCCCUGUGGCAGACUGCAGGCAGUACGGAAUCACGCUCUGCAGCCACCCAUAUGGAGGAGCCUGGCUGAACGAGGACAAGUUCCUGGAGAGCUUCCGCCAGUGCGGCAGCACCCUGGGCAUCAUGCUUGGAUUCUCCAUCCUGUUCGCGUCCAGCAGCAGCUCCGUGUGGGACAAGGUGACUGGGGCCACAAGGCUGCAGCACAUGAGCGGCCUGGGCUACAGGACCUACUGGCUCACGAUCUUCCUAUUUUCUCAGCUCUUUUACUUGGUUUCUGUCUGCCUGUGUGUCGCUGUGCUCCUCGCCUUCCAGUUAACGGCUUUCACUUUCCAGGAGAACCUGGCAGCCACGGCCCUCCUGCUGGCACUUUUUGGAUGCGCGACUGUUCCGUGGAUGUUCAUCUCCUGAAUCUUCUUCAGUUCAGACGUGGCUUUCAUCUCCUACAUCUCCCUGAACUUCCUCCUCGGCCUCUGCACCAUGCUGAUGACCGUCACUCCCUGGCUGUUGGCCUUUGUCUCCAAGGCUCAGAAUUUGCAGAACAUCUGCGACGUCCUCAAGUGGGUCUUCACUAUUUUCCCUCAAUUCUGCCUGGGUCAAGGGCUGAUAGAACUCUGUUACAAUCAGAUCAGAUACAACCUGACCCACAACUUCGGCAUCGAUUUGUACAUGAGCCUCUUCGAGAUUAGCUUCCUGGGCUGGAUCUUUGUGCAGCUGGCGGUACAAGGGAUGGUCCUUCUCCUCCUGAGGGCCCUGCUGCAUGGGGACCUCUGGCAGUGGCCCAGGGGUCACUCUGCCAUUCGAGGCACAGUCACAUCUUCCAAGGACGUAGAUGUUGAAAAAGAGCAAGUGAGGGUGUUGGAAGGCAGAACUAGUGGAGACAUUCUCGUGUUGUACAACCUUAGUAAGAGUUACAGAGGCUUCUUCAAGAGGGCUUACUCAGGGGAGAGAUCUGAGUGCUUUCGGCUUCUACAGGUGAAUGGAGCUGGGAAAACCACCACAUUCAAAAUGCUGACCAGGGACCUGCCUCCGAGCUCGGGACACACCAUCCUCAGGACUCCCAUGGGAAAGGAUGUGGAUCUGGCUCUUGCUGGCACAGCCGGCAUCCACGUUGGCUACUGUCCGCAGCAGGACGCCCUGGAUGAGCUCCUGACCGGCUGGGAACACCUGCGUUAUUACUGCAGCCUGCGUGGGAUUCCAAAGCAGUGCAUCCCCAAAGUGGCCAGGGACCUCGUGAGGCUCCUCUACUUGGAAGCCCACGUGGACAAACCUGUGUCCACCUACAGCGGGGGGACCAAGAGGAAGCUGUCCACAGCCCUGGCCCUGCUGGGGAAACCCGACCUUCUCUUACUGGACGAACCCAGCUCGGAGAUGGAUCCCUGCUCGAAGUGGCACCUGUGGGAGGCGGUGACGAAUGAGGCACAGGAGGGCUGUGCCGUGAUCCUGAGCUCCCACAGCAUGGAGGAGUGUGGGGCCAUGUGCCCGAGACUUGCCAUCAUGGUCCAUGACAGCUUCCAGUGCCUGGGUUCCCCACAGCACAUCAAAAACAGGUUUGGUGAUAGUUAUACAGUCAAGGUUUGGCUCUGCAACGAAGCAAAUCAACACAACGCUGUUUCCGACUGCUUGAAGCUCUCUUUUCCAGGAAUCCAGUUUAAAGGGCAGUGCCUUAAUUUAUUGGAAUACCAUGUGCCAACAAGAUGGGCGUGCUUAGCGUUCAGAGUUCUGGAGGACAAUAAAAACUUCCUGAGUAUCAAAUAUUACUCCAUCAAGCACACCCCUCUGGAGCAGAUAUUUGUUAAUUUUGCGACUGAGCAGCAACAAACCGCACCACCUUCUGAUCCGUCCACCGGUCGUGAGCACCCACAGAACCUGCCUAAGCGCUGAAGAAGACACUGUUCAGAGAGAUAAAACCUCGUCUUUUGUUAUAAUUAAGAUUCAGAGAUCAAAGGAGCGAGUGGGCCGCAGAGGAGCUGGAAGACACAGGGCAGGCAGUCCAAUCUCAUUCUGUCCUUCAUUUUCUGUUUUGAAACUCUUUGUUAAUUACACCCUGAAAGGUCAUUCUUUUCUGCAGACUUUUGGGCAGUUCCUCUGAUUCAGUUACUGUCUUUGCCAAGGCGAGAUGGGCCGGCUUCCUGGGACAUGGGAAGGAAUUGACAUUCCUUCUGGAGCUGGAAAGGCUGUCAGAGUUUGUCCAGGUCAAACAUUUAAUUUUAAGGAAACUGAGGUCCCCAAGGCUAAUCUAUUUUUUGUUGUCCUUUUACUAGAUUAUGCUUACAUGUGUCUAAAUAACAAUUCAGUGACUUAAAUGUACCGUUUCUCUAACCCUGGAUGACAUUAUAUGUUAUGAGAUGAAAGCCUACCAUUUUUUCUUACAAAAGAUGCUUUUAAAAAAAUAGGGAUUAAAGAGCUUUUCAGUCAAUGCUUUAGCAAAAUUAAAUAAUUUGAACUGGGUACCCUGUAUCAUUUACAAAAAGUGUGACCAGAAUUUCACAGAUUAUAAAUUUAGGGGAAUAUAGAAAGAAAUAUAAUAUAGAUGUAUUUUCUUUUUAUUAAUUUGGAUUAAUAAUUACCGUUCAAGUCAGUGGUUUUCAAAGUGUGUUGGUCCCCAUAAUAGCUGCAUUUGCAUCUCUUGGGAGCUUGGCAGAAAUGAAGGUUCUCAGGCUCAACCCCGAAAUCUAAAACCCUAGGGUAGGAGCCCUGCAGUCUCGGUUUAAACAAGUCUCCCUGGUUUCUGUAGCACAUUCCAGUUUGAAUACCAAUGGUCUAAGGAAAUAUCUAGGUACCUUCUAAUUAUACAAGCAAAACUAGCACCAUAUGUAGUAAACAUUAAUUUUCAAACAAUUUUUAUAUUUCUAAAACUCUGUCAUUCUCAGAAUUAUUGUCCUCAGAGUAUUUUCAAAUAUAAAGUGCUCAGAUGUGGCUCUAAAAGGCUUUGUAAACCCCACCGUUUGCAUUUUAUAGUUAGAAAAACACAUCAAAUCACCGUGUCUGCUCCUCAAAAUGGUUUCCAGUCAGACACUUCAGAGUUGAAAUGUUUCUCAACCCGCUUUGAGUAACAUUCUUCUAAAACCCCAAUGGAGGACUGCACUGAUUUUAUUUUACAACUUAACCGUAUCCAAUUAAGUUUUUGAGUGACAGUAGCUUGUGAUCAAAGAAAAACACUUUCUUGUGGUAUUCCUUUGCUGAAGCAAGAUUUCAUUAAAAUAUAUCUUUCCUGAACAUAAUUCUAUACUAGAGAUAUUUUUAAAUGUUAAGGAUUAAGCCAAUUACGGAUCGUUUUGAGUGAAUGAUUUUGAUUCACAUAUAUCACAUGAAUUAUGCUUUCUAAAAGAAGUUACAAUUUAGGGUUUUAUGAUUUUUCUCCCAAUUCUACCAUUGUCUCAUUGUCAAAAUGAAAGAUGUAAUCCUUUGUUGUUGUUGUUGAAUCAAUAAGUAACAUUUGUGAAACACACACAUGUUUAU